CCGAAUGGCGGCGCCCAUCGGCCAUGGCGGCAGCGGCGCCCUCGGCCCACGCCACUGGGCCUCGCUCCUCCUGCUCUUGGCGGCGGCGGCGGCGGCAGCGGGCGGUAGUGACGGUGACCACGUCGUGGAGUUUGACGUGCGGCCCGGCGGGGUAGUGCACUCCUUCUCGCAGAGUCACGCCAAGGCGGGAGAGCACACCUGCACAUUCACAUAUGCUUCUCAAGGAGGGACUAAUGAGCAAUGGCAAAUGAGCCUGGACCUCAGUGAUGACAACCGGCUUCUCACCUGCAUCAUUUGGAGGCCUCAAGGAAAAUCUUACCUGUUCUUUACUCAGUUUAAGGCAGAAGUGCAAGGAGCAGAGGUUGAAUAUGGCAUGGCUUAUUCCAAAGCUUCAACUGGGAAAGAUGCUGACAUACCCCUGAAACCUGAAGAAUUUGAAGUGACCAACACAGCAGUGAUCCACAGGCAAGGGGCGUUCCGAGCUGAACUGUCCAAAGUUGUGAUAGUGGCCAGAAUAGGCCAUGUUGAACUGUGAUCUGAAGCCUGGCCUGAAGUUUAUCUUGUCUUGUCUCUACGAGAGUGACCAGAGUGGUUCCCAUGUUAUAUGCUGGUUUUCUAGGAGGUAUUUCCAUGGUUUGCCACACAGAUGUCUACGAUGCUGUACUUGGAGUAUUAGAGCCAGGACACAUUCCAGGUUUCAGAGGGAGCAAAGCUCCGAAGCCUCUCUUGUGGGCAAGCUGCAGUGGCCCAGAUCCCUGGUCUGCCCCCAUACAGCCUGCCACUGCUUUUCUUUCCAUACCUCAUGGCACUUUUGUUCCAAACAAGACUCCUUUGAUUCUUCCUCACAAAGGGGAUAUAAGGAGGUGGGACUAAAUCAAGUGGUCCCAAAGUGGCCCUCAAUUUCACCUCAGUAUCGCAGGGACAGACUUGCUUUCCUGCCCAGAUGGGUGCCUCUGUCCAAGGAGGGCAUAGCCCAUUUUGUCUCCAGAGGAGGGGGAUCCAACCAUCUGCUGCCCACAUGAGGCCUGAAACUAUCAGUGUGAGGAAAGACAAGGGCAGCUUGACUCUGACAAACAGAAAUCCAGCCAACUUUUUCCGUCUCUCAGUACAACUUCAGAGCUAUUUUCCUACGUCUUCCUCAUUUAUUUCCUUGUAGAUUGAUUGUGAAGGGAAUACAAUAUUCUUUCAUGUCUAAAUAAAUGAGGGAGGGAAAGGCUAAAAA
Molecule: messenger RNA, 1222 nt
Organism: Gracilinanus agilis (Agile Gracile Mouse Opossum)
Lineage: Eukaryota; Metazoa; Chordata; Mammalia; Didelphimorphia; Didelphidae
Gene: MYDGF
Product: myeloid derived growth factor
Exons: 6
Coding region: 5-535 (176 amino acids)
Biological process (GO): positive regulation of angiogenesis; positive regulation of endothelial cell proliferation
Source: RefSeq, a predicted model, not a curated record